GGGAUAUCAAAGACUGGCACACCGGGCAGGACUCCGGGCAGCGGCACACCGGGCUGGACUCCGGGCAGAGGCACAUCGAGCAGAGGCACAUCGAGCAGAGGCACAUCGGGCAGAGGCACACCGGGCAGAGGCACAUCGGGCAGGACUCCGGGCAGAGGCACAUCGGGCAGGACUCCGGGCAGAGGCACAUCGGGCAGGACUCCGGGCAGAGGCACACCGGGCAGAGGCACAUCGGGCAUCGGGUCACCAGGUAUGACAGCGGGCACUGGGUCGCCAGGCAUCAGGUCAUCUGGCAAGGCAGUGGGCACCGCGUCACCAGGCAUUGGAUCGUCUGGCUCGACAGCGGGCAUCGGGUCACCAGGUAUGACAGCGGGCACUGGGUCACCAGGCAUCAGGUCAUUUGGCUUGCCAGCGGGCACCGCGUCAUCUGGCAAGGCAGUGGGCACCGGGUCACCAGGUAUGACAGCGGGCUCUGAGUCAAUUGGCACGACAGCGGGCACUGGAUCAGGUACCGGAUCAUCUGGAUCAACAGCGGGCAUCGAGUCAACUGGCCUAAUAGGAUCGUCGGGCUGGAUCAGCAGGCAGGCAUCAGGCCGAGUACAGGCAUCAGGCCGAGUACAGGCA
This is a messenger RNA of Staurois parvus, 624 nucleotides long. Lineage: Eukaryota; Metazoa; Chordata; Amphibia; Anura; Ranidae. The record is from the annotation of a GenBank genome assembly.